This is a messenger RNA of Corticium candelabrum, 1468 nucleotides long. Its product is annotated as TNF receptor-associated factor 5-like. Gene Ontology annotation, molecular function: protein binding; zinc ion binding. Lineage: Eukaryota; Metazoa; Porifera; Homoscleromorpha; Homosclerophorida; Plakinidae. The record is from RefSeq and is a predicted model, not a curated record. The transcript is spliced from 2 exons. The coding region runs from base 67 to 1188 and encodes 373 amino acids.
CGUUCUGAAGAUGGCUGCUGGAGGGUUUAAUGCUCGAUUUGUAGAUGAAUUAUCGGACAGAUACACAUGUCCGAUAUGUAUUUUGGCAUUGAGAGAACCAGUGAUAAAGUGGAACAGGAUGAAUCGGAAUUCUACCCAGACAACUACGAUAGAAGAGAAAUAAUGAAUCUGAAGAUCUACUGUGAUCAACAAGAAAAGGGAUGUGGAUGGAAAGGAGAGCUAAAAGACAGAGACACACACAACCAGACUUGUGGUUUUGUUGAAGAAACAUGCAAAAAUGGAUGCGGAGAAAUUUUGAUGAGAAAAGAUAUGGAAAAUCAUAUGCAGGAAAAUUGUAACAACAGGAAUGUCGAUUGUGACUACUGUAAAACCAUAGUGACAUUCAAAUUUUUGGAAGAUCACUUUGGACAAUGUGAGAUGUAUCCAGUCGAAUGUGAAUAUUGUGAAGAAAAAGUGCCUAGAAAAGAGGUAAAUCAACAUGUCAGUCUUGAAGGGACAUGUCCUGGAUGUCCACUAGAAUGUCAAUUUAGUGAAGCAGGUUGUCCGUUUAUUGGCACUAAAAGAGAAUUGACAAUGCAUUUACAAAAUGAUUUUAUAUUUCAUCUUAGUCGUAUGAUGGAUCAACAGUCCAAUUCCAAGGCAUUACUUGUAGCCACAAGAGUUAGUCUUGCUAAACGAGAAUGUGAACUUGAGAAUUUAAAAUCAUUUAUUACCAAGGAGAUUGGAAAGCCCGUUUCUCAAUCUGAUAUUUGCGUGUUUGAGUGGAAUAUAACCAAUUGGUCAGAAAAGACGCGCAAAUCACUCGUUUAUCCCAACUGGUGCAUAGUGUCAGAGCCAUUUUACAGCGGACCGCAAGGGUACUGUUUGUGUCUUAAGCUUUAUCCAGGUGGACGUCGCUUUCAUAGGGAAUCUCAUGUCUCUAUUGAUGUUUGGGUGUCUAAGGGAAAUUAUGAUGACAAGCUUCCUAUAGAUUAUCAGCAGCACUGCAAGUUCUCCUUUACUCUAAUAGACCAACAACUUGAUGCAAAGAAUGUGGUUUUAAGGCGUGAAAAGACACUCAAGUUUACUCCUGAAAGAACGUGUGAAGCUAUCGAUGAUUUUCUAAGUCACGAAACAAUGAAGUCACGAUCGUACCUUCGGAAUAAUGAACUCUUUCUUCAGUUUUGUCUUCAACUCAACAUGCCUUAAUUAAUUAACCUUCAAUGCGAGGAAGUCUCUAGUAGAUAGAAGCUAACGCAAAUUUAGCACAUGGAUGUUUUGUACAACAAGUUCUUAUCUUGUUGCAUUUUGAGAUAUAAGCUAGUAGCUGUGGAAUAUGUCUUUUUGCAUUGUGGACAUUGUACUCUGUUCUUGUCUGAGGUUUUGUAGCUUGUUCCUGGUUCUGUUCGAGAUGUGGUAGCAGCUGUGGUCGUCCUGCCGUCCUGAAGGCAUGCAGUUGUCUCCAGUUCAGUGAAUGGACCUGCAUGGU